GCAAUUCAUCAUCUCUGUCAAUGGCAACUCUUGUUUUUUUUCGCCUCUUCUACAAUCAUCUCCAUCGACUUUUUCAAUUCCUUCAAUUUUUCAAAUGCUAUCCCAUACCAUCGACUUAAUCCCUAGCACCAACUAUUUUAACGCUAUUCUAUUGCUGCGAUUCAUCAUCUCAGUCAAUUCUACCACUGCAAUUCAUCAUCUCCGUCUAUGGUAACAGAGAAAGGAUCAAAGGACGAUACAAUCACACCGUCGAUAGUAACAAAAAAGGAAUUGAAGGAAAUGACCUUCUGAAGUUCAACGAUUUACCCUCUUUGUUCCCUAGUAGCAACAGGGACAGAAAGCUUUUUUGUUUACUUACACCAAUUUCUUGUUGAAUUUGGAAAAGAAAAGUUUGCUUUUAGGAAUUGUUUAUUUAUUAAAUUAAAUUUGGUAGCUAGAGCCAUCUUUUUUUAGCUAUUUGAUGAUAAAAUUCUUAAAUUGGUGCCUUGUAAAUUAUGUGAAUUAUUUGUUGAUGCUAUAGAAUACUAGCAUUUUGAGGACUAGACCAUGUAAGUGACUGUAGUAUUAAUGGUGUUGUCACAUUGCUUCCUUUAAAACUGCUCUAUGUUAUUAGAAUUUAGUACUGUUUUCCUCGGUGCCCCUUAGAGGCUUGACUUUGGAGUUUUCCAGAUUGGUAGCUUUUAUUUGUUCCUUACAUUAAGUUUGCAUAUAGGUUAAUGUUUAGGAAAAAUUCAAGUGGGCGAAAGAAAGUUCUUUUGUUAUGAUAGGUGCCAACUUAGUACAAAUGAGGUCUCAAGAGGUCUUUUUCAAUGAUGAGGUUGAACAAUUGAAGAAUGAGGUUGCUGCUGCUUUUGAGAAGAAGAUAGUUUCCUUCAUUGUGGAGAAUGUUGUGAAGAAUGAGUUGAACAAGGCAUAUUGCAAAAAGGCCAAAAAACAAGACAUUCUAUAGAUUUAGCCUUGUUUGUGGUUUCUUCUUUUUUUCAUGUUUUUUUGGCUUUAUUAUGCCAAAAUGUGACUUGUAAGCUAAUAGACAAAAUUUUGUACU
Messenger RNA from Rubroshorea leprosula, 1045 nucleotides. NCBI's taxonomy places the organism in Eukaryota, Viridiplantae, Streptophyta, Magnoliopsida, Malvales, Dipterocarpaceae. The record is from the annotation of a GenBank genome assembly.